Nymphaea colorata (pocket water lily) is the source of this 1954-nucleotide messenger RNA. RefSeq lists its product as uncharacterized. NCBI's taxonomy places the organism in Eukaryota, Viridiplantae, Streptophyta, Magnoliopsida, Nymphaeales, Nymphaeaceae. The record is from RefSeq and is a predicted model, not a curated record. The transcript is spliced from 7 exons. Bases 417 to 1790 code for a protein of 457 amino acids.
ACGUAAAGAAUUUAAAUCCGGAUCAUCUUCUCUCUCUCUGCAACCCGCAGAGAUGCAGUGGGGAGCACGCGCACAUCCACACACAGAAAUGAAAGAGCAGGAAGAAAAACAGAAGGAAGAAAGAAAAAGCCGCCCACCCGCUUCAUUAUUUCCCUCCUCCUCUCUUUAAUAAAUGUUUAAAGGUGAAAGUUGCAGGGCACGCCAUUGGGCCUUGUAAGUGCACCAUUUUUCUCGCCAACCCACAUGGGAAAAACCCCCUAAAAAUCCUCACCCUCAUCCUCCUGCUUCCUUUUUUAAUUCAGCUUCUGCCUCCUCCCCAACUCUCUCUCUCUCUGUCUCGCAAUUUUUUUAUACCAUUGUUAUUGGUGAAAAAAGAAUGAAGUAAGAUCUCAUCAGUGUGGCUCUCCUCCCCUUGGAUGGACCUCCUUGGCCAUCAUAAUAGCCAUAGAAGAAGACAACAGAGAUGGUUCAAACUAGCCUCCACAGACUCUCAAAAUUCUUCCAAAAUGGACGCUAGCGGUCUCAGGAUCUCUCCAGCCGUCUUCGCCGUCUCCAUCAUUUAUCUGCUCCUCCUCGUCUGCACCUGCCCUGUUUCCUCGUCCAUCUCGCCUGAUUCCGGCGUCCCAUCGACCAACCAGACUUUUAAUGUGGGGGAGGAGUUGAAGAAGCUGAGGAGGAUCAGAGCUCACCUCAAGAAGUUCAACAAGCCUUCUGUCAGGACAAUUCAGCAGAGUCCAGACGGUGACGUGAUUGACUGUGUUCUUUCUCACCUCCAACCAGCAUUUGAUCAUCCAAAAUUGAGAGGAGGAAGGCCUUUGGAUCCGCCUGAGAGGCCUAAAGGACACAACACUGAACCAGGGACGGAGGCACAGAACUUUCAAUCAUGGAACAUGAGGGGAGAGUCAUGCCCAGAAGGAACCGUGCCCAUCAGGAGGGUGACCGAGGCCGACAUUCUGCGGGCCAGCUCUCUUGCGAGAUUUGGACGGAAGGCAAGGAGGCCGGCACUGAGGGUGGUCCGGCGAGACACGACCAGCAGCAGUCAUGAGCAUGCAGUCGGAUACAUGUCAGGGGAGCAAUACUACGGGGCCAAGUCUAGCUUAAAUGUCUGGGCCCCUUUUGUGAACAACCGAAAUGAGUUCAGCCUAUCACAGAUGUGGGUGAUCUCUGGCUCCUUUGGGGAGGAUCUCAACACCAUUGAAGCCGGAUGGCAGGUCAGUCCCGAGUUGUACGGAGACCUUCGUCCCCGAUUUUUCACCUACUGGACGACCGACGCGUACCAGACGACUGGCUGCUACAACCUACUGUGUUCUGGGUUCGUCCAGACCAACAAUAGGAUCGCCAUUGGUGCAGCCAUCUCUCCCAUCUCCACCUACAAUGGCGGCCAAUUUGACAUCAGCCUGCUGGUCUGGAAGGAUCCGAAACAUGGGAAUUGGUGGCUGGAAUUUGGAUCGGGAGUGUUGGUGGGGUAUUGGCCGUCGGUGUUGUUCAGCCACCUAGCGGACCACGCCAGCAUGGUGCAAUUUGGAGGAGAAAUUGUGAACACCAGGCCUUAUGGAAUCCACACGAACACUCAGAUGGGAAGCGGCCACUUUUCCGACCAGGGAUUCGGAAAAUCCAGCUAUUUCCGGAACUUGCAGGUGGUUGACUGGGAUAACAACUUGAUCCCUCCGACCAACCUUCGUGUUGUGGCUGAUCACCCCAACUGCUACAAUAUUCAAGGAGGGAUCAACAGGGUAUGGGGAAAUUAUUUCUAUUACGGCGGCCCUGGAAGAAAUGCAAGGUGUCCAUGAAAAAAAGAUGACGAAGGGCUUCUUUCUUUAGCUAUAAGUUACCCAUUUUUUUUUUGCUUUUAUUUUUUUCAGCGGUUUAUUGAUUAAUUUUAUACCACCUUCUCAUGGUAUGUAAAUUCUAGGGGAAAAAAUUAGUGAAAUAUACAACGGCUUGUGUUGUGCUA